GAAGAUUAUAGCACUAAAUUAGGGAAGUUAAUAAUAAUUAAUUAUCAAAAAGAGCAUUUAAACAUCUAUUUUAUUUCUAGACUGUAAUGUCAACCUCAUAAACAUGGAUGAUCAAACAAAUAUUUCAGAGAUUUGCUUGUCUCAGAUGCUCUUUGUCGGCACAUGCUACUGUUCUUAAAUUCUGGAAUACAUUUUUAGCAGAUGCCAAGAAUUUCACCAUUAAAUCUUGAGCUUUGUAUAUUAAUCGAGUCUUGUAAAGAAAGCUUACCCGCUUGAAAUCUAAUUGAGUGUGCUGAGACUCUCCGAUUUCUUUCUUGUUUAGCUUCAAGAAACUACUUCUGUGCUAGGAUUAUUGGUUGUCGAGGAUAAUGGUGCAUGAAGAAGGGAGGAGAGACAGGGAGGAGUUCGAGGGAGAAGAGUAUGAAGUUGAGAGGGAGCUCGAGGAAUCACGAAAAUCGUCAUGGAAAAGGCUUUUCUCCGUGAUGUGCAGAACUGAAUCCUCCGAAAAUCCCAGCGUCGGAAGAGACAUUGUGAGUGGAAGCAGAGGAGCUUCACGUUCCCAAUUGAAGCAUUUUGUCAUUCAUCCUGAUAAUUGGUGGUAUGUUUUAUGGACAAACUUUAUACUCCUAUGGGCGAUUUACUCGUCAUUCUUCACUCCCAUGGAGUUCGGGUUCUUCAGAGGCUUACCGGAGGAUCUUUUCCUCCUUGACAUAGCUGGACAGUUUGCCUUCCUCAUUGACAUUGUCGUGCACUUUCUCCUUGCCUAUCGAGACACACACUCCUACCGCAUGGUCUACAACCGCAAGCUAAUUGCCCUCCGAUACUUGAAAUCUCGGUUUUCAGUUGAUUUGCUGGGUUGUCUACCAUGGGAUGCUAUCUUCAAGGCUUGUGGAGGAAAAGAGCCUGUGAGAUACCUAUUAUGGAUCAGGCUAAGUCGAGCAGUAAGAGUGACGGAAUUUUUUGAGAAAUUGGAGAAAGACAUACGAAUCAAUUAUCUCUUUACAAGAAUUGUAAAACUCAUUGUUGUUGAACUCUACUGUACACAUACAGCUGCCUGCAUUUUCUACUAUCUUGCUACUACUUUGCCUGCUUCAGAAGAAGGUUUCACAUGGAUUGGAAGUUUAAAGAUGGGAGGUUUUAGUUACUCAAAUUUCAGACACAUCGAUCUUUGGAAGCGUUACAUUACAUCACUUUAUUUCGCUAUUGUGACCAUGGCAACUGUUGGUUAUGGAGAUAUACAUGCAGUGAAUGUAAGGGAGAUGAUAUUUGUGAUGGUUUAUGUCUCGUUUGAUAUGAUUCUUGGUGCUUACCUACUCGGUAACAUGACUGCGUUGAUAGUAAAAGGAUCAAAGACUGAAAGGUUUCGAGAUAAAAUGACUGAACUUAGAAAAUACAUGGGUAGGAACAAUCUUGAAAGGGGAAUAACAAAACAGAUCCAGAAUCAUUUACGGUUGCAGUAUGAUCGUCGAUACACUGAGACUGCGGUUCUUCAGGAUAUUCCUGUCUCCAUCCGCUCUAAAAUCUCGGAGAAGUUAUAUGAGCCACUUAUUAAACAAGUCUCUCUUUUCAAGGGUUGCUCAUUGGGAUUCAUUAAGCAGAUUGCAAUUAGAGUCCACGAAGAAUUUUUUCUCUCAGGAGAAGUGAUUAUAGAACAAGGAAGGGUGGUGGACCAACUUUACAUUGUCUGUCAUGGUGAACUGGAGGUAGAAGGAAGAGGGGCAGAUGAUGAAGCAGAAGAUUUUCUUAUGCGUCUACAUGCCUACAGCUUAGUUGGGGAAAUUUCUUUUCUCUGCAACCUUCCCCAUUCUUGCACCAUUAAAGCCCGCGAAUUCUGCAGAAUCUUACGAAUCGAUAAGCAAUCUUUCACCGAGAUCCUGGAGAUAUACUUUUUGGAUGGAAGAAUUGUCUUGAACAACCUACUUGAGGGAAAGGACUCCAAUUUACAGAACAAAGUGUUGGAAUCAGACAUUAGCCUUUCUAUUGUGAAGCAUGAGUUAGAGCUGGUUAUGAGAUUGAAUUGUGCUGCUCAUGAAGGAGAUUUUUAUCAACUGAAACGCUUAAUCGAAGCAGGAGCAGAUCCAAGCAAGAGAGAUUAUGAUGGAAGAUCUCCUCUUGUACUUUCCUUAACCCACUUUGAACAAAUUACUUCACCAACAAUUCUAUCUUGUUCUCAAUCAUUAACACAUUUAUCACUCUUUGAUUCUUUGCAGCAUAUUGCUGCAUCAAGGGGGUAUGAAAAGAUUACUGAAUUCCUUAUUGAACAAGGAUUGGAUGUAAAUAUUGCAGAUAAGUUUGGAAAUACUCCCUUGCUUGAGGCUAUCAGGAAUGGGAAUGAUCAAGUGGUCGAUUUACUAGUUAGAGGAGGAGCAUCAUUGAAAAUUGAUGAUGCUGGUUGUUUUCUCUGCAUGAUCGUUGCAAAAAGGGAUUGUGAUUUGCUGAAGAGAGUUUUGGCCAAUGGGAUUAAUCCGAAUUCUAAAAAUUACGAUUAUCGAACAGCUCUUCAUGUUGCUGCUGCAGAAGGGUUAUAUUCAAUGGCAAGUUUACUUUUAGAAGCUGGCGGCAGUGUUCUCUCAAAGGACAGGUGGGGGAAUUCUCCAAUUGAUGAAGCACGUAUGGGGGGGAACAAGGGUUUGAUCAAGCUGCUUGAAGCUGCUAGAAAUUCUGAGAUUUCCAAUUGUGGGAGACGAAGUGAAGGUGCAUCAAUGGAGAAAAAGAAGUGCAGUGUGUUUGCUUAUCACCCAUGGGAUCCAGAAGGGAGAAAAGAGGGAAUUCUAAUGUGGGUACCAAACACCAUGGAAGAGUUAAUCAUAGCAGCCAAGAUUGAGUUUGAUCUUUCAGAUGAUUCCUAUUGUAUUUUAUCUGAAGAUGGGGCUAAAAUACUUGAUAUAAACAUGGUGACUGGUGCCCAAAAAUUAUUUUUGGUAAAUUUAGGGAGCAGGUAAUUCUAUAUAUAUAUAAUUUAAUGAAUGUAAAAUUUGAUGUAAUUAGCAAUCAUGUUUAGUGGGAAAGAGAGAUUGGCUGCCAUUUGAAGGAAGAACCAAAGUUGUGUGCCCGA
Carica papaya (papaya) is the source of this 3055-nucleotide messenger RNA. RefSeq names its product potassium channel SKOR-like. NCBI's taxonomy places the organism in Eukaryota, Viridiplantae, Streptophyta, Magnoliopsida, Brassicales, Caricaceae. Gene Ontology annotation, biological process: potassium ion transport; transmembrane transport. The record is from RefSeq and is a predicted model, not a curated record. Gene Ontology annotation, cellular component: membrane. Gene Ontology annotation, molecular function: voltage-gated potassium channel activity; protein binding.